AUGAAAGUAGAAGUGAUAGAUCUCUCUGCGACCCAAGCGCAGGAUCCUUUGGAUGAGGAAGAGCCCAAGGAGCAGGAGGUCUUUGAGACGAGCGACAACGAAGGGCUCGUUGACGAGGAGACAGAUGAGGCGAGGCAGGACCAGGAGGUGGUAAGCGAUCCCGUGGCCUCUCAGGACGAGGCACGGACAGUGUUCGAGAGCACGGUGGUGGUUUCGACGGGUGACUUUUCGGGACGGAUUGAUCGGUGCGCGGAUCUGUGCAGGACCGGCCGGGCCGACGAGAGCGUGGACCAGCGACUGGCGCGGAUCGGGCGGGAGCUGCAGGAAAUAGAGCUGGAACGGGGGGCAGAGGAGUACGCUGACGAGGCGCAGGGGUUGCAGGAGAUGUACCGGGCGCUGGAGCGCGAGCGCGCGCGGGAGCUGGGACGGAUGCAGGCGCGGCUGCAGCUGGCGCCGUCGGAGGAGGGCGCGGUGCGCCUGCCGCGCGUGACGCUAGACGCGGGCGACUGCGAGCGGAUUGUGGAGCUGGAGCGCAAGAUUGCUAGCCUGGAGGCGUCUGUGGGUCAGACGAGCUCGACGAAGUCGGUGGUCACCUGUGUGAACGAGCUGUUCCACAAGGUAAGCCUGCUGGAGAACAACGAGCCGCUGCUGGAGAAGUUUGAGACCUCGAUGAAGCGCAUCAGCAAGGAGUACGAGGAAUCCAUCAUUGGGCGCCGGGCGACCAAGGACCCGGCGCUGCAGAAGCAUAUCACGGAGGACCUCAAGACCACCGACACCAAGGUCGCGGAGAUCUACAACUCAUACAACCUGCUCAAGAAGUACGCGGGGGUGCUGCCUGAUCUCAUAAACCGCGUUCAGUCGCUGAACACAUUGCAUCGCGAGGUCCGGGACGCCGCCACGACCGUCCAAGAUUUCGACCAGAACGUGGCCCAAUUGUCCGCGCAGGCGGACAGGUGGGACACGAUGCUUACGGAGAUGGAGGAGAAGCUUGACCAGCAUGAGGCUUCUUUUGAGAAGAACAAGGAGACCAUCUUCCAUUGGGUAAGCGCCCUGGAGGCCAAGCUCGAUGGCCAGAAGGGAUCAUCACUAUAA
This is a messenger RNA of Eremothecium gossypii ATCC 10895, 1092 nucleotides long. It is a transcript of the gene JNM1, whose product is annotated as Jnm1p. NCBI's taxonomy places the organism in Eukaryota, Fungi, Ascomycota, Saccharomycetes, Saccharomycetales, Saccharomycetaceae. The transcript has a single exon. The record is from RefSeq and is marked provisional. Gene Ontology annotation, cellular component: dynactin complex; cytoplasm. The coding region runs from base 1 to 1092 and encodes 363 amino acids. Gene Ontology annotation, biological process: mitotic spindle organization.